This is a messenger RNA of Aspergillus nidulans FGSC A4, 501 nucleotides long. RefSeq names its product protein atg12. The transcript has 3 exons. The record is from RefSeq and is a predicted model, not a curated record. The coding region runs from base 1 to 501 and encodes 166 amino acids. NCBI's taxonomy places the organism in Eukaryota, Fungi, Ascomycota, Eurotiomycetes, Eurotiales, Aspergillaceae. Gene Ontology annotation, biological process: autophagosome assembly. Gene Ontology annotation, cellular component: cytoplasm; phagophore assembly site membrane.
AUGAGCUCUCCUUCUUCACGUAUUUCCUCAAUUAAUAACUCUCCGAACCCAAACUUGCGAAAACCAUCGAGCCGGAGGGAAAGUUUAGACCAGCCAUCCAACGCACAGAAUGCGCCUAUACCAGACGAUGAGCAUGGUGCAGACUUGCCACUGACCAUGUCUGCGUCGGUAGUUUUGACCAGUUUACCACGCGAUGCACACCAAGCUCUGGCGGAUGCCGAAGCUAUUGAUACAGGCAAAGUCACUGUCCGGUUCCAACCCCUGGCAUCUGCCCCGAUUCUUAAAAACCGGGUUUUCAAAAUAAGUGCCUCUCAAAAAUUUGAGACCGUCGUCAAUUUCCUUAGGAAGAAGCUUAAUUGCAAGGACACGGAUUCAGUAAUCUGCUACGUCAACAGUGUUUUUGCUCCCCGCCUUGAUGAAGGUGUAGGGGGCCUUUGGAGAUGCUUCAAGACCGAUGAUCAACUGAUUGUCGCUUACUCUAUGACACCCGCAUUUGGCUGA